Rosa rugosa (rugosa rose) is the source of this 833-nucleotide messenger RNA. RefSeq lists its product as uncharacterized. NCBI's taxonomy places the organism in Eukaryota, Viridiplantae, Streptophyta, Magnoliopsida, Rosales, Rosaceae. The record is from RefSeq and is a predicted model, not a curated record. The transcript is spliced from 3 exons. The coding region runs from base 112 to 702 and encodes 196 amino acids. Gene Ontology annotation, molecular function: nucleic acid binding; zinc ion binding.
AUUUAUUUAAUAAAUUAAGUAGUAAAACAAAGAGGGGGACCAAACCAAACCUCUUCAGAAAACAACAUCUAACGAAUACCAACCCAUAUGUAUUUAUUUUCCUUCUAACUUAUGUCGUUCAUAGAUAUUAGUUUACCAUAUUAUUUUGUUUCUAUAUUUGAAGGUGAAUUACCACCACCUGCUGGAGCUACAAAGUUACCUAAAAGCUAUUAUUCUAAAGUCACCUGUUCUAAGUGUAAAAAGAAGGGCCAUAAUACGAGAACAUGUGGCAAGAGAAAUGAUCAAGCCAACAAUACUCAAUUUGGGGUUGAAGCUCAAAAUGUUAACCAAGUUGAUAAUUCUGAUAAUGUUCUAAAUUCUGCAAAUCAUGUGGCAAACGAGAAUGGCAUGCCAAAUGAAAAUGUUGAUGUUGAUACUAUGAUGCAGGAGGUAAACCAUCAAACACCCACACAACAAUCUGAACCAGUUUAUGUCCAAAGUGUGGCUUCAUCUCAACCAGUGCAUUUAUCAGAACCAAGUUGGCAAUCUUUCCUUGCUCCAACCAGUUCUUCACAACCUAUUGUAUCAUCAAUGCCAUCAUUCUCAAACAUGUUCAAUGAUUCACUAACAGUGAGGUCCAAGUCAUAUGCAAGGAAGCCACCUAUGAGGUCUGACUCUAUUAAAGGACCAAAAGAUGCCAACAAGAAGGUUUGGAGGCCUUGAACCUACCAUGGAGCUUUGCUACCCAUGUUUUGUUAAUUGACUGCAUUUGGGCAGUUUUGUCAGUUAGCCGUGUAGCAACACCCCCUUAAUUAAGGGUGUAUUUUGUAACUUGACUUCAUUGGCGUUUGCUC